This is a messenger RNA of Lolium rigidum, 1579 nucleotides long. RefSeq names its product berberine bridge enzyme-like Cyn d 4. Bases 23 to 1579 code for a protein of 518 amino acids. The record is from RefSeq and is a predicted model, not a curated record. Gene Ontology annotation, molecular function: FAD binding; oxidoreductase activity. Lineage: Eukaryota; Viridiplantae; Streptophyta; Magnoliopsida; Poales; Poaceae. The transcript has a single exon.
AGAAAAAGCAGUGCAGGCAAUCAUGGCCUCGUUAUCUCAUAGCUUAGCGCUAGCGCUCCUCUUCAGCUUCCUCUCCUGCUACGCGCCCGUCCCUUCCCAGGCUUCCUCCGACGGCUUCCUCCAAUGCCUCUCGGCGGCCAUACCCAACGAGCUCCUGUACACGCAGAGCUCGCCGCUGUUCACGCCGGUCCUGGUUUCCUCCGUCCGGAACCCCCGGCUCUUCACCAACACCACGGUGAAGCCGCUCGUCAUCGUCACGCCGACGAACGCCUCCCACGUCCAGUCCGCCGUGGUAUGCGGGCGCCGGCACGACGUGCGCAUCCGCGUGCGCAGCGGCGGCCACGACUACGAGGGCCUCUCGUACCGCUCCGAGCGCCCCGAGGUGUUCGCCGUGGUCGACCUCAACAAGAUGCGGUCAGUGCGCGUUAAUCCGAGCGCGGGCACCGCGUCCAUCGACUCCGGCGCGACGCUCGGGGAGGUCUACUACGCGGUGUCCAAGGCGAGCACGCAGCUGGCCUUUGCCGCCGGCCUCUGCCCCACCAUCGGCGUCGGAGGCUUUCUCAGCGGGGGCGGGUUCGGCAUGCUGCUGCGCAAGUACGGCGCCGCCAUCGACAGCGUCCUUGACGCCACGCUUGUGGACGCCGAGGGGAGGCUCCUAGACAAGAAGGCCAUGGGGAGAGAUGUCUUCUGGGCCAUCCGAGGAGGCGGCGGCGAGAGCUUCGGCAUCGUGCUGUCCUGGAAGGUGAAGCUCGUGCCCGUCCCGCCCAAAGUCACCAUGUUCAAGCUCACAAAGACAGUCAACGAGAGCGUCGUAGACAUCCUCACCAAAUGGCAGGUAGUCGCGCCAGCUCUCCCCGAAGACCUCUUCAUACGGGUGGUCGUGCAGAAUGGCGCGGCCGAGUUCCAGUCCAUGUACCUCGGCACGUGCGACGCGCUCCUGCCAUUGAUGGGAAGCCGCUUCCCGGAGCUCGGCCUAAACCGGACGCACUGCAACGAGAUGACCUGGAUCCAGUCCGUGCCCUACAUCUACCUGGGCAGCACCGCCACCGUGGAGGACAUCCUCAACAGAACCACCUCGGACGGCUUCCGCAAGGCCACGUCCGACUAUGUCCGCCAGCCCAUCCCCAAGGACGGGUGGGUCAAGAUAUUCGACUUCCUCGCCAAGCCCAACUCCGGGAUCAUGAUCUCUGACCCCUACGGCGGGAAGAUCAGCAGCUUCCCCGAAUCGGCGACACCCUUCCCUCACCGCGCCGACGUGCUGUUCAACAUCCAGUACAUGAAUUUCUGGUCGGCUGCCACAGACGGUUCGGCGCAGAUCAAGUGGCUCAAAGACUUCUACACGUUCAUGACGCCAUACGUGAGCAGCAAUCCGAGGCAGGCGUACGUGAACUAUAGGGACCUUGACCUUGGCCAAAAUGUCGUCGUGGGCAACAUCACCAGCUACGAAUCUGCCAAGGUUUGGGGAGAGAAGUACUACAAGGAUAACUUCAAGAGGCUCGCGUUCGCCAAGGGCAAGGUUGAUCCCAACGACUACUUCAGAAACGAGCAGAGCAUCCCACCACUAGUGGCGAGAAAGUAG